Molecule: messenger RNA, 465 nt
Organism: Magallana angulata
Lineage: Eukaryota; Metazoa; Mollusca; Bivalvia; Ostreida; Ostreidae
Product: proton-coupled folate transporter-like
Exons: 1
Coding region: 1-465 (154 amino acids)
Biological process (GO): transmembrane transport
Cellular component (GO): membrane
Molecular function (GO): transmembrane transporter activity
Source: RefSeq, a predicted model, not a curated record
AUGGUUAUCCAUACAACGAAUGGGUAUGGAUAUAGCACAUUUCAGAAUCGACUAUUAUCGAACAGAUCUAUCAAAAACACUAGCGAAGGAUCUUUUUGUGAUACUAACACAUCAUCACAAGCUUACCAGGACGAGCAAACUGUGCAAGAAGUAGUGUCUAGAUGGGGAGUUUACAUCAGCUUAGCAGAAGGAUUACCACUUCUCUUUUCCAGCUUGUUGUUUUCUUUUCUGAGUGAUUCAAUGGGAAGAAAACCAUUUCUCUUCCUCGGAGCCAUUGGUGUGUUAACUAGACAAUUUUUAAUGAUUUUGACUAUGGUUUUUGAAUGGAAUAUCUACUUGUUUGCCCCUUUUGCUUUGAUAGACGGAAUAUGCGGAGGUUGGGUGAUCGAAAUCGCCAUCUCGAUGGCCAUUUUUGCAGAUAUAUCAUCCGCAGGAAAAUCAAGAUACUUUCUAUUAGCUGUGUAA